Molecule: messenger RNA, 5155 nt
Organism: Vitrella brassicaformis
Lineage: Eukaryota; Vitrellaceae
Source: the annotation of a GenBank genome assembly
GGGAGUCCCUAGAUGGCUGAUCCAGCCCCUUCCGACGUGUUUGUAUCCUUCUACCCUCCCCGAGAAGGCGUAGCUCACCGAUGGGCCGGUAGUCCCACCUCUUCCCCUUCGCUGGCCGACCUGUCGCUGCAGCCGCUGAUGGUGCUGGCGGCUGACGGCACCUCUCUCACGCUCAAAUACGAGUCGGGGGCCAUCGCUGUCAGGUCUGCAGAGAGAAAACGACCCGACCCACAGCAUGCAUGGCAGAACAGACAGAUGCGAAUGUGUUCACGUUGUUUUCGUUGCGGUGCAGGUAUGAGGUGGUGCGCUCCUUCACGAGUGCCGCCCUCUAUCCAUCGCUGUAUGGUGACCUGAGCGGCAGCGGGGGCGGCAGACCGUCUGCGCCGGAUGGGCCCGUCGAGGGAUGUCGCCUGUUCACUGCCUACGAAGAUCAGACGGUGAGAGGGCUCUGUGCAGUGCAGACACAUGGGAGGGGAGAUGGAAGGAAAGUCGGAUCUUGUUUGUUUGCUGUUUUCCGUUUCAUUGUGGUUCAGAUGGCGUUGGAGUGGUUCGACUCUCCUGGUGUAUUUCGCGCGUGGCAUAACGUGGUGGGCAACCCAAUCGCAUUUCACCACAAACCCAUACACAACAAACACAAACAGUUCUUCAAGGCAAGCAAAGCAACACACACAGACCAGAAACGCCGCCCUCUCCUUAUCCAGUCUUUCUGGCUUGCCUGCCCUGCCGCCAUGUUGUUGUGUUGUGUGUAUGCAGGGGUCGGGAUACUUGCAGGGUCCGCAUGGUGAGGUGUUGGCCGAGUGGUGUGACGAGCCCCACGGCAACCCCUUCGACCCCACACUGACCGUCGCCUCGCCCCCCGAGCCCACACCCGCCCGCACAGUGCUGCUCUCGCGAGACAUCGGCUUCACACAACACCCCACAGAGGGAUUCAUUCUAUUCUUCGUAAGCAGCACGACUGGAUGAAUGGGUCGAUGGAUGGAUGGAUGGAUGAGACGUCAACACGUGUGUGCGCAGCGGUGUGCUGGAGGUGAGUUCAUGAUUCCGUUUGGCAGUGUACCGACGUGGCCGGCCGUCGGGCGAUGCGAGCCGGCACUGUGGCCAUUUGAGGAACCAAUGGUACGCAAAACAAGCCGCUUUCUACCCCCUCACAUUCCCUGUAUCGGUGUGUAUGUGUGGGUGUGGGUGUGUGUCUCAGGAAGGGUCUCUGGCGUCUGUUGGUGAUGUAUCUGGCGAGUGGCUCCGUGGCCACGUGGUGUCGUUGCGGGGCCCCGAGGCCGUCACACGCCAGCCACUGACGGAGAGCGACAUGGACCUCCUACUGCAUAACAAGGGUGAGUGGGCGAGACACGAUGGGAACCCCAACUUUUGCUUCGCACAGGUGUUGUGUGUCGUCUUGUUGUACUGUGGCAGGUGUAGCGUUGGUUGACUAUGAGUUGGAAGUUCGGACCCGCCAUCAGUUCAUGCAGCAGCAGGCCGCUGCCAAAGGCCGCAAGGACAAAAACACCAACACCAAGGCAAAGCAAGGUGUUGAGAGAAAGAAACGUACAAAUCAUGCGCACAGCCCUUCCCGUCAUUCAGGCAAGCAUGGCGGCCGUGUGAGUGAGGGGGCCAAGGUGGUGCCGAUGGGCGGCUCCCUACCGCCACCGGCACACAUGAGCCGAGGACAUAGCAUGGUAGCAGCGGCACUGCCCAUGGGGAUGCCCCCCACGCAGGUACGCAAAGCACCGAAAAAACACACCAGUGCCUCACAUGACCACGUGCGUGCACAUAUGUGUAUAUGUGUGUCAGGUGUCUCGUUGGGAGGAGCGUUCCGAAGCGUCGACCGACAGCCAGCGGUCGGGCAAGGGAGAGGGCAAGAAAACCAAAGCCAAGACCAAGGGCGUCAUGAACCAGUGGCUUCGGUAAGUAAGUUACGAUAAGUCGCCCAACCUAGGAGCGCAAAUGCAUGCAUGUAUCUUCUCUGCUUCUUCGUUUGUUCGUUCAGGCGUGACCUGUGUCGGCUCCGCACGUCCGCCCCGCACUACACCCCCGUCCGCAGCGCCGACAUGACCUGCCACCCACACCAACAACCACAGACCAUUUACGAGCCCCCACCCAAGACACUCGCCGACGCAGCCAUUGAGAUGGGCUUCGACGUCACGGCCCAGCCGCCGCCCGGGCCCCUCCGGCAAGACGACAUCACGCGACGGGAGAGCGAGUGUGACGGCAACCAGGUGGUGGAGUCGUCGGCCUCGAGCACGCCGCUUGCAUUGGACGGCAACCUCUGGGACGCGGCCAAGGGGAUUGGCAGGGGGGUGCGGCAUGGCGGUGGGAGAGGGGUGGGAGGGGGGAACGAUAAAGGGCGGCGCCCAGCUGAGAGGCCGAGCAAGGAGGAUUUGCGUGACGAUCUGUGGCGAGAGGGGGAUAUCGGAGAGGGAGAGGGGUCGGCGUUCAUGCCUAGAGAGGGUUUCUACGCCACGAGUGCUGCCAAGGGAGGGCCUGUCCGCGUGAGCCCUCCAGUAGCGUACCCGCCGCAGAUGGACGAGGAGGUGAUGGUGCUGCGGGGCGGCGUCAAGGACAAGUCGCCACGUGCCCAAGACCCCCUGACAAUGAGCUCCCACUCCAGCCCCUUCAAGACCUACCGCUACACCAACGGCGGCACACUCGAGGGGCAGCACCAGCAGCGGCCGCAGCAGGGUGGCAACGGCAGCAGUCAUGUGGAGCAGCUGAUGGCGUUGCAGGAGCGGCUCAAGCAGGAGCGCAUGGCGCAGCGACAGCACUUCUACCAGGACAUACACCACCAGAACCUACAGUACAUGAACAUCCAGCAGCACCAGCAGCAGCACCUGCUGGCCCCUCCCCCGCCCACGUUCCCCCUCCCCGCCCGCAUGCCCCCUCCCCCACAGCAGCUGCCGUCAUCAUACCAUGUCGCAUUUGAGACCAUUGGACUCAGCCACAACCAGCAACAGCUGAUGCACGAGGCCCCCGAUGGCUGCCUGCUGCUCACGGGCGUCGGGGACGCGGAAGCGGAGGAGUACAUCGGUCCAGUCGACUCGCAGAUCCUCGGCUCGCCCCUCGCCCAGCCCAUGAUGCCGCAGCUGCAAGACGACCGCAAGACAGCAGCGGCAGCAGCAGGUGGCGGUGGCGGCAGGAUGGUGCCCCUCUCGGUGCAGAAGGGUCGCAUGUCUUUCGCGGCGUUGAGACAGAAGAUGGGCAAGGCGGCCAGUGAGAAGACCGGUGUCGACAAAGGCGGCGGGGAUGGGGGUGUGGACAAGGGUGGGGGAGGCGGUGUGCUGCGCUCGUCGGGUCUCCGCUCGACCCUCAUGCAGCAGAAGCUCCACCAGCGGGCACAGCAGCAGCAGCAGCAGCAGCAGCGGGCGGGCACUAUCGCCAAAGUGGCGGGCAAGAGGACGGCUGUGGGCAUACAGAAGAAAGAACGAGAGGCGGGAGACACAGAAGCGCCGAAGGGCAAAGAGGAGCAGAAGCGGCCGGAGCCGAUUCCUCACGGCAGUGCGGUUAGCGAGUCCACCACUGGCCCGUCGUCCAAGCGAGAGACCGACCGUAAGGCUACACCGCCACGGAAGAAGAAGCAGACCAUAGCCCCUCCACCCAAGGAAAGCACCACGCACAAGGAGUCCCCAGCAACGCCCCCGUCCAGCCCUUCUCGCCGUUCGUCUGCCAAUCCGUCUCGUUCGUCCACCCCGUACAAGCGGCGUUCGCGUGUCAACCCCUUCCAGGCCCUCCAGCCACCGCACUUCCCAGCCCUCACUGAGCCCAAGCCCAAGGUGCCCGUGUUCCCCAAACCAGAGAGACCAAAGAGUGCCGGUGUUGGCCAGAGGAAGCGGCAGCAGCCAUCUGUGCGAGAGGAGGCAUCGGCAGCAACGGCGGUCAAGGUGCCCGGUCCCGCGUUCAAGGCAGGGCUGGCCAGGCCUGUGCCUCCCCCACGCGCCAAGUCCACCGGGCGGAUGACGGUGCCAUCUGGGGUGGCUCGGGACCGAUCCCCGGCUGUGAGACAGCCUGCUGCGAAGGAGCGGCGCGCGAACAAGAAGGUGGUGCAGUCGAAGUCGCCCCCCGCCGCCCCGAGCGAAGAAGAGAAGAAAGCCAAAGCCAAGGCCCCGCUUAUCGAGCCUGGUCCGCCGCAUGGGAUGCUGUCUUUGGAGACAAUCAAGGCGGGUCUGCUGCAGAAGGAGGUGGGGGGUGAGGUCAAGACGGGGCCGACGGGCAUCCUGGUGGGGGAGGGGGAGGGGCGGCUGGUGUGGGACUCAUCGCUCGGGCAGCUCAUCAGCCUGCCGGCACAAGACCACCUCCAUCACCCGCAACAACAGCAGCAGGUCAUCCAGGAGCAGAAGGACAAGAGUGAGUCGGGCAAAGUUGGGGAUGGACGUCGGCUGACAUACUCGCCACCAAGGACGCCCCCGCUGGCCAAGAUCUUCCCCUUCCACAUGCAGUGGGAGAUGCUGGAGGCCUCUCCGAUGCCACGAGACAUCCAAGACCGGGAGGACGUCACGGUCAGGCCCCCCGCUGCCAAGGCGUCGCUCGUCAAGCCGCCACUGCCCAACCCCUCGCUCAUUGCGAAUGGUGUCACUGGCGACGCCCAACGCGACGGCAAUGGCGCUCCGGUGCGUGCAGCGGACCGCGAGGGGCCGCCAUUUGUGUUUGGGGGAGGGGUGGUCUCGAGACCUAAGAAGCAUCCGGAAGAGCCGCAGCCCACCACGAGCACCACUACCACGCGUCUAAUAUCCCUCACUGGCGGCAAGUCGACUCCCUCCCUGCUCUCACCCGCCAAUCCGCCACACCCCAACCCAUACACACCACCAGCAGUCGUUGGGACGGUCCCCCCCAUUCCCCCUGUCCGCGAUCCUGUCCAUCGGGUGGCCUCGGGGGGGCACACGGUUCAGCGGAUGGCGACCGGCCCUUACCGAGUUGCUGGGGCUGGUCUUGUGGGUCCAGUAGCGUAUGCAUACCCACUUGUAGCGGCGUGGCAGCCUCCUGUGAUGGCUGUGCCGCCCCACGGCGUGCAGGGGGGGAUGCCCUUGCGGGUGCAGGUGGUGGGGGUGAGUCGCAAGACUUUGCCGACGAGGAUGGGCUGACUGACUGAGUGGCUGACCGAUUGACUGAAUAAUUGAAUGGAAUGGAAUGGUCAACGUGUUUGUGGGACACGUGGGUUGGUUGCGAU